Molecule: messenger RNA, 1731 nt
Organism: Anneissia japonica
Lineage: Eukaryota; Metazoa; Echinodermata; Crinoidea; Comatulida; Comatulidae
Exons: 2
Coding region: 1-1731 (576 amino acids)
Source: RefSeq, a predicted model, not a curated record
AUGGCCUUCAGCAAAUGCAGAAUUAAUCAGCGUGGCGGAGGUGUCGUGGCAUAUGUUAAGGACAACUUGCAAUGCGAAAUAUUUGAUUUUAUAUCAGUACCACCAGAGCUUGAAAUGAUUUGGUUAUUAGUGUCUCACCACAAAAUACCUAGGGCAGCGCCAUAUUUGAUCAUCGGCUGUGUUUAUAUACCCCCAGAAUCUCCACAUCAGCAACUUUUGAUUGAACACAUUGAGUCAACAGUGGAUAUUAUCCGUACCCACAAACCUCAAGCUGGAAUUAUGAUCACUGGAGACUUUAAUAGAACUGAAAUUAAAUCUUUCUGUAGUGAUUCCAACCUCAACCAGUUCGGUAGGUGGAUGCAGUCUCAGACAUGGUCAGAUGUCUUUGAUGCCCCAGACACGCAAUCUAAAACUAACAAUUUUUAUAGAUCUAUAGAUCGUGCAAUUAAGAAGUUCUUCCCCACUAAAACACUGAAACUACACAACACUGAUAAAAAGUGGAUUACUGCCAAAAUUAAGGAACUAAUUGCUAAAAGACAAAGAGCCCAUGUAAUUGGAGAUUUAGAGAAUAGGAACAUACAUCGAAAUUUAGUUAGGAAAGAAAUUAUUAAAGCUAAAAACUCAUACAAUGUUAACAAAGUUCGUUACCUUCAGAAAGUGGAACCGGGUAGGUGGCAUCGACAAGUAAAAUGGUUUUCCAAUAUGAACAGGGACUCUCUUACCAUCCAUGUCCCUGGCAUUAAUCAAGGUGACCAUAUAGCUAUCGCUAAUGUUGUAAAUAAACACUUAACCAGUCACUCUCAAAGCCAGAAUGCAGUAGAUACAAAAUAUCUCCCUGCAUAUCUCCCUUGUCCUGUGCCACCUACCCAGUUCCACCCAUGGGAAAUUUACGAGGAUCUGAAGAGGGUGUCUGUUUCGAAAUCAACUGGUCCAGAUGGUAUCUCACAAAAGGUGCUUAAAGCAUGCGCCUACGAAUUCAGCGUACCUGUAACACAUAUCAUUAAUUCCUCACUUGCGCAAGGCAAAGUGCCCUUGCAGUGGAAAUUGGCCAAUGUGAUCCCCCUUCCGAAACAGACACCCCAUUCUAUUAACAAAUUAAGGCCAAUUUCCCUGACAUCUACCUUGGCUAAAAUUGCUGAGAAAAGAGUGUCAAGGUUUGUGAUUGAUACAAUUAACCCUUUUAUUAAUCAACAACAAUAUGGAAACCAAAAAGGAGUGUCCACGACCCACUGCUUGAUAGAUGUUUAUAACUUUUUAAUGUCAAAUUGUGAGAAACGAGGUUCAAUAUGCACUCUUGUUCUUACAGACUUUACCAAAGCUUUCGAUUUGAUCGAUCACCGAAUAGCUUUUAACUGUUUAUAUAACGUUGGUAUCUCUCCAUCUAUCUUGCAGUGGGUUGUUGACUUUCUUUCAAAUCGCAAACAGAGGUGCAAGUAUAAAAACUGUUACUCUGAUUGGGAAGUUUUAACUGGAGGUGUCCCGCAAGGGACUAUCCUAGCACCAAUCAUUUUUCUUUGCAUUAUUAAUUCUGCCCUAAAUGAUGUUCCUAUUGAUGGAGAUGUUCAUGUCUGGAAAUAUGUUGAUGACCUGACACUUGGAGAGAGUAGGUUGGUGGAGGGUCAAUGUUCCCUUCAAGCUAAACUUGACUCACUUUCUGUCUGGUCACAUACCAACAAAAUCAAACGGAACCCCUCCAAGUCUACUUUGGCCGCAAUGAUGUUCCAGAUAUAA